AUGGCGUCUUUCUCCGACUCACCUUCGGAAAUUAUCGCAGAGAUAAUCAGCGCUCUUCAGGACGAUAUCGCCGCUCUGGAGGCAUGCUCUCAGACCUGCUCAUUGCUCCUACCAUUGUGUCGCAAAUACAUCUUUCGAUCCAUCCGCAUCACCACUCGUUCCUACCCACAAAGAAGCCGUCCACGCAUCAUUAGAUUAUUCGGAAUUCUUCUCAGCAACAAUCCAGGAAUUUCAGAUUUGGUUCGGAAUUUCGUAUUCCACAUGUGUUCGCCUGACUUUGAAGCUGAUGAUGUGCCCCGGGUACUGGGAAAGCUCCACCAUCUUCAAUCUUUCGAGCUGGUAAUUGGUGACCCUAUCACUGCAGUCAUGUGGAAUGCAUUACGCCAACCGCUUCGAGAUGCCUUAUUGCAUCUAAUCCAAUUGCCCUCUCUGUCCCGCUUGGCUAUAUCAGACAUCCAUGAUUUCCCAACCACCGUAUUCUUUCCUUGCAUGAAUCUAGCCGACCUCAGCUUGAACUACAUCACAAAACCUACUAUGGCGGUAAGCCAUGAGGAAGAUAUUUCUGCAUCGGAAGCCGCCCCACAGCUUCAGUCAUUUGCUUCCAGUCUGGACCGUGGUUCAUAUGCAAUGCACCUUCUCAACGCCAGACGUCCCAAUGGCGUUCCUGUUCUAGACUUCAGUAAAGUUCGAAUGUUGAGCGUCGAGGCGGAUAGAGAGCAGGAUUUGAUGGCAAUCCAAGCAUUGAUUAGGGCCACACAGCAGCUUGAAACUUUGAAAUACGCAACUGGAAUGACCCAGGGAUACACAGCUUUCGCCUCAUCGAUAAACGCGUCAUCUCUCUCAAUGUUGAGGACAUUGCACCUUCAGCACGAAAUCAAAGAUGAUAUUCAAGACCCCCUCUGCGGAAUCUGCGAGGAAUUUAGCAUUAUUUCGGGGUGCAACGUGAUUGAAGAAAUAUUCCUGGACGUCUACGUUGAAACCGACUGUCGGUGUAAAACCGGAAGUGAAUGGGGAAGAUUCGAUGCUGUACUAUCUCGUGGUUUCCCCAAGCUUCGCACCGUUUCACUCACCAUCGAAAUCUCUGCUUUCAUACCGCUCUUCUCUGGAGCCGCCUUACAGGAACAGGUAAACGAGAUUCCGAGCAAGUACUUUCCAUGGCUGUCUAGCAACAUACAAGUAACAUUCAACUUUUCCACCAGCCUGCAUUGA
This is a messenger RNA of Laccaria bicolor S238N-H82, 1209 nucleotides long. RefSeq lists its product as uncharacterized. The record is from RefSeq and is a predicted model, not a curated record. Bases 1 to 1209 code for a protein of 402 amino acids. NCBI's taxonomy places the organism in Eukaryota, Fungi, Basidiomycota, Agaricomycetes, Agaricales, Hydnangiaceae. The transcript is spliced from 2 exons.